Messenger RNA from Labrus mixtus (cuckoo wrasse), 8688 nucleotides. RefSeq names its product fer-1 like family member 4 (gene fer1l4). NCBI's taxonomy places the organism in Eukaryota, Metazoa, Chordata, Actinopteri, Labriformes, Labridae. The coding region runs from base 427 to 6717 and encodes 2096 amino acids. The transcript is spliced from 49 exons. Gene Ontology annotation, biological process: plasma membrane organization. The record is from RefSeq and is a predicted model, not a curated record. Gene Ontology annotation, cellular component: membrane.
AAGAAACUAGUUGUGCAACUCUAUUUGCCUUCUCAAACAUUCGACAGGACCUGCCCUAACAGACACACACUGUACACACACUUUAACAAGCUCUCAGGUACAGUUAUGCACACACACACACACACACACACACACACACACACACACACACACACACACACUCACACACACUCACACAUACUCACACACACACACACACACACACACACACACACACACAGACACACAGACACACACACACAGACACACACACACACACACAUAGAGGUACCUCCCAUCACCUCGUUGAACAGAAAACACACACAGUAGUUAUUCUUCCAGCCGCUGAAAACGGAGAGCGGAUGAGACGAGGUCAGAGAGACACCAUGUAGAGAGUCAGACAGGUCAGAGCAGGUCCUCACGUGUGUUCAGGUGUUCUGUAUCAUCAUGUCCAUCAGCGUGAAUCUGAGGAGGAUCUCCAACCUGCCGGGACGAUACGACAGGAAGGUGGAACUCUGCUUCAGAGGUUUCACCCAUAAAACCAGAGUCCUGAAGUGUGAGAACUUGGCCAUCUUCAACGAGCAAUUCCGUUGGCCUCACUACGGAAAAGUGAUCAGGGAAGAAGUUUUGUCCGUCAGUGUUUACAACUGCAGUAAAGUCUUCUCCAACAGAUUGUUGGGUAAGCUGGUCAUCAGUCUCCAGCAUGUUGUUACCUCGGGGAGGCUGUUGCUAAGGGAACCACUCACUGACGCCAACUACAGCCUGACUGAUAUCUACAUAGAGCUGGAUGUUCGGUAUCAUCCUCUCGAGGGAACAGCAGGAAGCUGGGAGGGGCUCGACUUCCUAAAAAUUGAAGACGAGGAUGAGUCAGCUCUGGUCAUCAGGAAUGAAGCAUUUGAUGAACCUGACAGUCGACCGACUUUCACUCGCCCAGGUCAGCUAGAGAGAGAGGUCCGGCGUCUGGGGCGGAGCCUGGUCAGGGCUUCAUCAGGAGAUGAAGAUGAUGAUGAUGAUGACGAUUUUGAUGAUGACCUCAUGGACCUGGAAGCUUCAAACAUCAUCUUCACCCCUCUGCUCAGUCGUUGCAGGCCGAUGUCCAAAAACGUUACUUCAGCAUCGCCCAGAGUCAAGAGCUUCCAGGUGAAUGUAAACAUCCAGGAGGCUCAGAAGCUGGUCGGUGUAAACAUCAACCCUGCAGUUUUCAUCAGAGUGGGAAAGCAGAAAAAACACACAGCGACGCAGAAGUCCACCAACUGUCCUUUUUACAACGAGAAUUUCCAGUUUGAGUUCCAGGAGGACCCACAGAUCCUCUUUGAUAAAGUCAUCGAGUUAAGGGUGUUCCACAGGCGGAAACUGGCUUUCCUGAUGACCCACAUUGGGACCUUUAAGAUCGACAUCGCCACCGUGUACAACCAGCCAGACCACAGAUUCUACCAGAAGUGGGCUCCUCUCGUGGACCCGGCAGAAACCAGGUCAGGAAUCAAGGGUUACGUCAAGGCCAGUAUCAAUGUGCUGAUGAAGGGAGACGCUCUGAGCAUGCCCAGUCUGCCUCCCUCGUCAUCUGGAGCCAGCGAGGACAUAGAGAAGAACCUGCUGCUUCCUCGAGGGAUUCCUUCUGAGCGUCCAUGGGCUCGAUUUCGAGUCCGGAUCUACAAAGCCGAGGAUCUGCCAACCAUGGACGCAGGACUAAUGGCCAAGGUGUCAAAGGUCACUGACAGAACCGUCUUCAUUGAUCCCUACGUAAAAGUGACCUUCGCUGGUCAGCAGGGGGAGACGUUGAUCGCCAGCGCCACCAGCUGUCCCGUCUGGAACGAGGAAAUCUCGUUCAUUGAGCAGUUUCCUCCUAUGGCUCAGCGAAUCAGAAUCCAGAUUCUCGAUGAUGCAAAGAUGGGAGACAUUGCCCUGGUCACGCACUACCUGGACCUGCAGCAGAUUUCGGACCCUACCAGGAAUGGGUUUAACCCCACCUUUGGUCCAUGUUGGGUCAACCUGUACGGGUCUCCUCAGAACUCCACUCUUGGAGACAUCCACCAGGCUUUGAACCAGGGUCUUGGUGAAGGAAUCUUCUACCGUGGACGAAUCCUCAUCGCUCUCUGCGUCGAGGUUUACUCCUCCCCCUCUGCCGUUAUAACAGACACAGCCGCUUUGGGGAAGAUGAAAGGAGCACUGGGGAAGCUGGGAAUGAGGAAGAAGACUGGCGGCAAGAAGGAGAAGCAGCAAGGAUCUGUUGCUGCCGGCGGUUUGGCUGGCGAUUCAGGAGAAGCAGCAGUUGAGGUACCAGAGGCUGUCACCGUUGAGAUCGAGGAGAUCCACCCAUUCCCUGAGGGUUUUCUGGGACAGAAGGAGGAUUUUCUGCUGUUUGCAUCUCUGUUUGAAAUCACCAUGAUGGACCCAAGCAUAGGAAACAGGCCAGUGACCUUUGAGCUCUCCAUUGGGAGUUUUGGGAAAGCAGUGAGGGUUGUGAGAUCCAAGAAGAGCCAGAGCAAGGAGGAGCUGAGGAAGAGCAAGGAGGAGCUGAGGAAGAGUAAGGAGGAGCUGAGGAUGAGUAAGGAGGAGCUGAGGAUGAGUAAGGAGGAGCUGAGGAUGAGCAAAGAGGAGCUGAGGAUGAGCAAGGAGGAGCUGAGGAUGAGCAAGGAAGAUAUAAAUGAGGAGGCCCGGGGUCUACUGGAGUCUGAGGAGGAGCUAGACAAAGAAGAGGUGCUGAAUCCUGAACCUGAGAACAAGUCCUUGUCUGAUGCUUUGAGACCUGAGCCAACUGAGUAUGACAGGUCUUUCCAGUGUAUUCCUCUCCAGCCCCCCUCCUCAAAACCGAAGCCUUGUCUGUUUGUCUGGAGUCAGUUUGAAGAUUACAGCUUUCGACUCUAUCAGGCUAACUUGCUCAGCAAGAUGGCCGAUAGACUGGAGAUCGGUCUUGAUGAGGUGGAGCGUCUCUUAAGAAGACCCAGGAGUAACGUCAAGGAGCGUUUGUUGGAGGUGUUGCUGGAGUUUGUGGCUUCCUGCAAACAGUUCAGUGGUUUCUCGGACAGGAAAUCUCAGUCCCGUCCCAACAACCUGGACAGAUGCAGAAGGGAGUUUAUCAAGAAAAAUUUAGUCUUGUUGGCGAGACAGGCAGUGAAGGCCAGACGCAGGAUGACCAGGCGAACAGCGAAACAGCGGUUAAUGGAUAGCAGGAAACUCCUUAAGAGACUUCGUCUGCUAGCGAAAGAGCCCCAGAAUAUCAUCCCAGACGUGUUUCUUUGGUUGCUUACUGGAAGAAAGCGAUUGGCUUAUGUCAGGAUCCCCGUCCACUCCAUCUUUUUUUCAUUGGUUGAAGAGCAAAGAGGCCGGGACUGUGGGCGACUUACCACCCUCUACAUGAAGUCUCCAGGAGGUUCGGCGAGUGAAAUCUUUGCCAAGCUGGAGGUCUACUUGUGGUUUGGUCUUGGAAAGUACAGUAAAGAGGUCACUACCUGCCUGCCAGAGGAGUUUCUGCCAGUCUAUGCAGAGGAGGAGGAGGAACAGAAGAGGCUGGUCCAUGCAGGGAAGAGGAAGCUACCUGUUAGUCUGUCCUGCCAGGACAGCAAGUACUACCAGCUACGAUGUCACUUGUAUCAGGGGCGUGGCCUAAUGGCUGCUGAUGACAACGGCCUAUCGGAUCCCUUCGCCAAGGUUGUCUUCGGAACUCAGUGUCAGGUCACCAGGGUCAUGUCUAGCACCCUGUCUCCAGCCUGGUGCGAGUGUUUGCUAUUUGACAGAGUUCUUCUGGAGGGAACAAAGGAGGAUCUUACUCAAGACCCUCCCCUCAUAAUCAUCAACAUCUACGACCAAGACCAAAUGGGGGCUCCCAAGCCUCUGGGUCGAACCUUUGCUGAGCCGGAGUUUAAAACUGUGGAGCAGUACUACAAGAAGCCCCACCUGCGUUUCUAUGACAUCAGCAUGGGAAAGGUGCCUGCUGGGGAGCUGUUGGCUGCCUUUGAGCUCAUUGAGCUGGACUACUCCAAGUUUGGAGAGCCCCUUCUACCAAGCAGUGUGGACCCGCAAGAACUGACCUACCUAGAGGAGCAGAGAUGUUACUUCAUCCCGGACGGAGUCCGACCUGUUCUGAAGACCUUCAGGAUUGAGGUGCUGUUCUGGGGUGUGAGGGAGCUAAAACGGGUUCAGCUGUUUGAGGUGGAGCGGCCGAUGGUAAAGGUGGAGUGUGCCGGACGACAGCUGGAGUCUGAAGAGAUUGAGAGUUACCAGACUCACCCAAACUUCAAAGAGCUGGUCCUCUACAUGGACGUGCAACUGCCAGAGCAGGCCUACCUCCACCCUCCUCUGACAUUGUUCGUUGUGGAGCAGCGAGCAUUUGGUCGACUCGCUCUUGUCGGAACGCACGUCGUCCAGAGCCUCAUGGCCUAUGCCCCUGCUGAGCUUGAGGGGGAGCCUGAGGAGGAAGAGGAAGAGCAAAAACCAAAACCAAAACCAAAAGCAAAUCAGAACUCAAUGAAGAUCAGACCUCUGUCGACAGUGAAGAAUAUCGGACUCAGCGGUCUGUCGAUCACUCAGUCAAAGAUUCCUAUCAACCCCAUCAAGCUGCUUAAUGGUCCUCUGAACAAGCUUAAAGACAAAGGAGAGGAGUUAGAGGAGGAGCCGCCUGAGCAGGAGGAGUUGGAUUGGUGGUCCAAAUAUUAUGCUUCAGUGCAGGAGUUGGAGAGAAAAGCUGUUGAGGAGGAGGAGAUGGCAGAGGCAGAAGCAGAUAAAGAUGGAGGGACUAUGACCAUGGGAAAUAUUGAAGAGGAGGAGGAGGAAAUGGUGGUGGUGGAAAUUGAGCCUCCAAAACGCAAGAAGAUUGCUACACUAAAGUUGUACGGAGGUGAUCUGGAGUCAGAGUUCAGUCAGUUUCAGGACUGGCUGCGGAUCUUUCCGCUGUAUAAAGGCCGAGCAAGCGGUGAGGAUGAUGACGACGAUGACGAGGAGAGAUUCAUGGGAAGAUACAAGGGGUCUUUCCUGGUCUAUCCGAUUGAUUCGGGAGACGAAGAAGACGAAGAAGACACAACCUGUCGGAUCACGAAUGGAAUCCCCAAAAACACACCAAUUAAAGUCUUGGUCCGAGUCUAUAUUGUUAAGGCCACCACUCUGACUCCAACAGACCCGAAUGGUAAAGCAGACCCGUAUCUGGUGGUCAACGUUGGAGAGCAGAGUCAGGACACCGUGGAUCGAUACAUCCCCAAACAGCUCAACCCAACAUUUGGAGAAGUCUUUGAAUUCAACAUUUCUUUCCCCCUGGAGACGGAUUUGGUUAUCCAAGUGAUGGAUCACGAUAUGCUGGGAUCUGAUGACGUCAUUGGGGAGACAAGAGUCGACCUGGAGAACCGGUUCUACAGCCGCCACAGAGCCAGCUGCGGUCUGGCACUUUACUAUGAUGCUGACGGCUACAAUAAGUGGCGGGAUGCCAAAAAGCCGUCGGCCAUCUUGGCAGAGCUCUGCAGGAAGAACGGCAUUAUGUCUCCAGAGUACCGACCGUCUGAAGUCAAAGUUCUCAACAAAAUCUUCAAGAUCCCACCUGAUGCAGUACCUGAAGCUCUUCUGAAAAAGAACCAGCGGACUCCAGAGGAGGAAGCAGAGAUGGAGGAACAUUCAGCCCUGAGCGUGCUGCAGCGCUGGGGGGAAAUGAAAGAGUUCAUCCCAGGAGCUGUUCCUCUGGUCCAAGAACACGUGGAGAUCCGAUCCCUAAUAAAUCAGGACAACCCUGGACUGCCACAGGGUUACCUUCAUAUGUGGGUGGACAUGUUUCCUACUGACGUCCCAGCUCCGCCUCCUGUUGACAUAAAGCCCCGCAAACCUGAACAGUACGAGCUGCGUGUGAUCAUUUGGAACACUGAUGACGUUUUUCUUGAUGACGUCAACCCAUUCACCGGUGACCCAUCCUCAGAUAUCUACGUUAAGGGAUGGAUAAGGGGACUGGAAGGAGACAAACAGGAGACAGACGUCCACUUCAAUUCUCUGACUGGAGAAGGAAACUUCAACUGGAGAUUCAUAUUUCGCUUUGACUACCUUCCUACUGAGAAAGAGGUGGUGUUUAAGAAGAAGGAGUCCUUCUUCUCUCUGGAGGAGUCAGAGUUCAGACAGCCAGCUGUUAUGUCGCUGCAGGUCUGGGACUACGAUCGCAUCUCAGCCAAUGACUUCCUGGGUGCCAUUGAGUUUCGUCUGUACGACAUGGUGCGUCCAGCGAAAACAUCCGGUAAAUGUAAGAUUGACAUGGCCAAGGAUCGCGCCAGCCCUCGAUUCUCCAUCUUUCGUGCAAAGAAGAUGAAGGGCUGGUGGCCGUUAACCCGCCUUAAGACGGCCGAGGACUUCGAGAAGGAGGAGAAGGAGAGGGAGGAGGCCAAGAAGAAGGGGAAAAAGAAGAAGAAGAAAAAGAAGGACAAGAGGGGAAAUAUGAAGAAGGAGGACCUGGAGUACAUUGACAGCAGUGGCAACACUUACCUGUUAAUGGGAAAGGUGGAGGCGGAGCUUCAGCUGGUGACACUGGAGCAAGCGGAGGCAAACCCUGCGGGACGAGCCCGGAAAGAGCCAGAGCCUUUGGACAAACCUAAUCGCCCCACCACCAGCUUCAACUGGUUUGUCAACCCGCUGAAGACCUUCAUCUUCCUCAUCUGGAAGAAGUUCAAGAAAUACAUAAUCGCUUUCGUCAUCCUCGCCGUCCUCACGCUCUUCCUCGGUCUCAUCGUCUACACGCUGCCGGAGCAAAUCUCCAACCUCAUGGUCAACGGGUGACGAGACCUGCGGGGAAUCUGGUCUCUGGUGAUAGACUGUCUCAGGUUUUUAGCCCUGAACUGAUCCAGUUUAAUAUGGACUGAAGUCUUAUUGAGUAUGAUUCAGAUUUAAACAUCACUUAAACUAAUUUGAUGUGUUUACACUAACUGCACUACAUUACCCAGCAUGCCUGUUUAAAUACAAACACCUUUGGACAUUGGAGCAUAAUGAGAGAUCUGGUUAUUGUCACAUUUGUCCAUCACAAGAGGAAAUUACUGAACACAUUCAUGUGGAUUUAACUCACAUUUUAUAUUUUAUAUUCCCAUCCAUCCAUUAUCUGUACCGCUUUACCCUUUUGGAUAUAAUCCCAGCAGUCAUUGGGCGAGAAGCGGGGUACACCCUCGGCUGAACGCCAGUCAAUCACAGACCUGACAUAUAGAGACAGACAACCGGCAACACUCACAUUCACAUUUAGAGUCACCAGUUAAUCUAACGAGCAUGUCUUUGGACUGCGGGAGGAAGCCUGAUGCUGCAUUCAUGUGCCGCUCGGGUGGUCCAAGUUUCCAAGUUGUCAAGUCGUUCUUCUGACUUAAGUUUGUUCACAUGAUUUCAGCUCGGAAAGUCGGAAUUUGAACAAAAAGUUUAUGUGCAAUACGUUGAUUAUUAAAACGUUUGUUAAUAUUAACAAAACAUAUUUUGCCCCCCAUCUGAUGUCAAGUCGGCAAGUCGGGCACCUAAUUCUUUUCCGAGUUCCGAGAUGGGAUUACCGAGUUUUUGUUCCCACUUGAGCUUUCAUGUGGAUUUUACAACUCGGAAACUAGUUUUUCCGAUGUGUCCGACACCACAUGAAUGCACCAUGAGUACCCGGAGAGAACCCACACAUGCACAGGGAGAACAUGCAAACUCCACAGUGAGGCUCCUGUCGGACUGGGAUUCGAACCAAGAACCUCCUCGCUAACCACCUUGAGCCUUAUUUUACAUUUGAUCAAUUUAUUUUCACUGAAACUCUCUUUCACUGUGUAUAUAGAUGUACUCUCUAUAUCAGCACCUCCAGAUUUAAGUGUAUGACAAUAUCACUAAAUGAAUAAUCUGUGUUUGGUGAUGGAUUAUUAUUGUGGAGUUAAAUUUGAGAGAAAGAAGAAUAAUGAAUAAAUCAAUGUAUAUGUGUAUUCAGAUUUUGCACUGACUUAGAACUGCAGUCAAAAUACAGACUUGUACAAGUGUGAUCCUUUUUGGACUGAAUUAUGGAUUUUGAAUAAAUAAAUAAAAAUGUAUUAAAAUCUGUCAUGUGACACUGAAAAGAGUGUAAAAAAUAAUUCAGUGAGUAACAAUCAGUGUGAUCUUAGUCUUGAACACAAAUGAGAAGAUCAUUCAUAAUGUUGCAUUUUAAGUUCCUCCUGAAAAUGUUCGACCAAAAAAAUAAUUUAAAUGAUUAAAUCCAGAGAAGCUGCUGAAUUUUAGUUACAAUUUAGCGUAAAUAUACCCUAUUAAAUCUUAAGUCUUAAAGCGCCCCCUAGAGACCAUAGUGUUUAUUACAGGCAACAUCAAGGUUCUUUAGUUGCUCUUAAAAUGUUGAAGAUUUUUCUGCAGGAGGGAAUCCUACAGGAGAGAUGUUUGGGUUUGAUUAAGUCUGAAGGGAUCGUCCUCUGGAGAGCAGGAAUGACCGUUUUCUCAAAAUGAGAUAAUUUAAUUUCUUGUUAAUGAGAAAGAACUGACUCAUGCGUGUCAGACUUCAUCCUCGUCUGCAGGCUGAUUUGACAAGUAGUUUGGAAUGUUUUGUUUACAGAGGCUCGCUCUGAUUGUUUCCUCUGAGACUCAGAUGAUGAUGGCGGCGGCUUUUUGCACUGGAGAUUAGAAAGGAAAUGAUGUAAGAGGAGAAUUGGUUUGGUUUUUUGCAGAAAAAAAAUGUCUGCCUUCAAACAACAUUGGUUAAUUUACUUACUACAUAUGAUUGCUUUGAAACUGUUUCAACUGUUUAUGUCCCUCAGAGAA